This is a messenger RNA of Dicentrarchus labrax (European seabass), 2603 nucleotides long. RefSeq lists its product as uncharacterized. The record is from RefSeq and is a predicted model, not a curated record. Gene Ontology annotation, molecular function: nucleic acid binding; metal ion binding; hydrolase activity. The transcript is spliced from 3 exons. The coding region runs from base 744 to 2471 and encodes 575 amino acids. NCBI's taxonomy places the organism in Eukaryota, Metazoa, Chordata, Actinopteri, Moronidae.
UUUAUACAGAAGGACAUCUGUUAUUUUUAUAUUCUUAUGAAGUUGUUUUACAGUUUGAAUUGAUAUAAUUAUUAUAAUGCUUGUUAAAUUUUAACAAAAACGUUUUCUGCACAUACAAUUAUUCUUGCAAUAUAUCAUUUUCUUUUCUUUUCACUGUAAACUUUCUAAAAGUAAAAUGAUUACAUCAACCAUUUAAACAGACUAGAAUUGUUUUUAUAGAUCAUUCUUGUUCAGGUUUAGCAUCUAUUUUUAGCAUGGUUGGUUUUAUUUUCUGUACUUUAUGUUGGAAUAGAUAAACUGAAUCAACCAUUUAGUAAUUUCAAUGUGUUGAAACCAGCUACUGAGAAUGUAUUGUAAUGUAAUUUUAACUGAGUGGGUGUAAGAAGAAUCAUAACCAACAACUCCAUGCAUCUUCCAUUAGACAUCAAGUAAGCAAAGCCCAACCCACUUAGUUACUGUUACUAUGGCUGCCAAACAACAACAGUUUACGUGGCAGAUUUACCAUAGACAUUUACAGUAGUUUUACAUUUUAACAGUUCAAGAGAAGUGAAGACAGUGUUUGGCUUUACUUUAUCCUGGAUAACAAUGGGUGGCGUUUCUAGAGUGUACAGCUCCUCAAAUCCAAGGAGGUGACAUACUGCGAGUUGAGGUUUUGGCUCGUCCGUAGCAGGAAACAAUGGUGGCUCACCUGGUCACACACAAUCUCGUAUCCCAGAUUUUAGUUAACAAUACAGUGUUUGAAGAUGGAAUCACUGAAGACAAGGUCUCUCUGGUUCCUCGCUGCCUUCCUCUUCCUGUCAGCUGUUCUCACAGUGGCUGAGGUGGUAAAGGAGGUGUCAGACUGUGACCAGUUUCUCCUUGAGAAAGCUCCACCAGAGCUCCCAGGCAUCUUGGAGGGCCGGAACAUCAAGGACCAGAACCGGUACAAACCCAUUUGCCAGACUUACAAUAAUGACAGAAAGUUUCUGACACUCUACGACACCAAGAACAGGAUUCCAGUGUUUUCUGCUUACAAGUACAGAGGGAAGGGAGAAAGUAGGAGACCUCCAAACAACUGGAAGAUAGAGCCACAGCUUGAAUACAAUGAUGACAAGAACAUGAUGCUUGGAGAAAGAAACAAAACCUACAACAACCAGGCCGGAGACAUUGAUUACAGAAACAAUGGACGGUUCGAUAGGGGCCAUUUAUUUCCAAGCUCUCAUGCGUUCAACAAAACAGAUAAAAAGUCCACCUUCACCCUGACCAACAUCGUUCCACAAGUAAGCUCAUUCAAUCAGGGAAGCUGGAACAAAAUGGAGACGUGCAUCAAAUGCAUAAUGGACAAAUACUGCAUCAACAACAAUGGUGCUAUUGAAGGCUUUGUGGUGACUGGAGCACAACCCAGCCCCAAAAACAUCCUCAAGAACAAGGUUAAUAUUCCCUCCAUGCUCUGGUCCGCAUUCUGCUGCUACAGCGUCAACAUGAAGGAGUGGAUUGCGAGUGCGCACUGGAGCAAGAAUGUUCCAGAUAAACCUAAAAACAAAUAUCUGCAAGCCAAGACUCUGGAAGAACUCCAUCAACAGCUGAGAUCAGCAGACUCUGAAUUUAAAGUGUUUCCUGGAACUCAUUGUCCUCUCCGCACAACUGUUACUGAGUUUUACCCAGAAAUAAAUGACUGUCACUGUUCACCCUCCAUUUCAACCACUUCUUCCACUCCCACCUCAACAUCUGGCCAUCCCACCCCCACAUCUGGCCCUCCCACCUCAACAUCUGGCCCUCUCACCCUAACGUCUGGCCCACUCACUCAAACAUCUGGCCCUCUCACUCCAACCUCUGGCCCUCCCACCUCAACAUCUGGACCUCCCACCUCAACAUCUGGCCCACUCACUCCAACAUCUGGCCCUCCCACCUCAACAUCUGGCUCUCCCACCUUAACAUCUGGCCCACUCACCCAAACAUCUGGCCCUCUCACCCCAUCGUCUGGCCCACUCACUCAAACAUCUGGCCCUCUCACUCCAACAUCUGGCCCUCCCACCUCAACAUCUGGCUCUCCCACCUCAACAUCUGGCCCUCUUACCUCAACAUCUGGCUCUCUCACCCCAACAUCUGGCCCACUCACUCAAACAUCUGGCCCUCUCACUCCAACCUCUGGCCCUCCCACCUCAACAUCUGGACCUCCCACCUCAACAUCUGGCCCACUCACUCCAACAUCUGGCCCUCCCACCUCAACAUCUGGCUCUCCCACCUCAACAUCUGGCCCACUCACCCAAACAUCUGGCCCUCUCACUCCAACCUCUGGCCCUCCCACCUCAACAUCUGGACCUCCCACCUCAACAUCUGGCUCUCCCACCCCAACAUCUGGCCCACUCACCCAAACAUCUGGCCCUCUCACUCCAACAUCUGGCCCUCCCACCUCAACCUCUGGCCCACUCAUUGUAAACAUCUGGUGGGGUAAAUUAGACGACAGUGACCGCAAGCAUCCGGAUGAUUAAUGGGAAAAAGACCUUACCCCCCCCCCUUAUUAUUUUAUUGCUAUAUGCUUCAACCGGAAGACACCAAAUGUACAUGAUUUAUAAAAUUUGAAUAAGAUAAAAAACAAAAGAAAGAAAAAUCCUGAUUGUAAA